Molecule: messenger RNA, 2202 nt
Organism: Corylus avellana
Lineage: Eukaryota; Viridiplantae; Streptophyta; Magnoliopsida; Fagales; Betulaceae
Gene: HCF173
Product: high chlorophyll fluorescence phenotype 173
Source: RefSeq, a predicted model, not a curated record
CCUGAAUUGAAUUAUCCACUUGCCUUGUAAAUUGUUUUGGUUUAUAUAUUCUAUAUUUAUUUAAAACAAGUCUCACUUCUCGGUUGAGAAUUCGUCAGCAGCAACACCAUGGCUGCAACUGCAGCGGCAACACGUGCCAUUUUCAGCAACACGUGUCAUUACCAUCACCAUGGUAGUAAACACCCGAGAAUUCCGUCCACUUUUCUCGGAACCGUCUCCCACCCCAAGUCCACUUUCUACGGCUACACCACCGGAUUCACCGCCGCCCAAAAGAGCCGCCAUGGCCAUCAGUUCUUGCUCCCCAGGGCUUCUGCAGAGGAUGACAAUAGCGGCGGCGAUAACGAAGCUGAAACAGUGCAAGUACAACAGCAGCCGCCGGUUUCGCUCAGCUUGGAUGAUGUGAACCCGGUGGGACUGGGGCGGAGGUCGAGGCAGCUGUUUGAUGAGGUGUGGAGGAAGUUCUCAGGGUUGGGGCAGAUUUCCAGGACUACUCGAGCUGAUGACAGGGACGCCCUCGACGCCCUCCUCAUCAGGGAAGGUCCCAUGUGCGAGUUUGCCGUUCCUGGGGCUCAGAAUACCACCGUGCUCGUCGUCGGAGCAACUAGCCGGAUCGGUCGUAUUGUUGUCCGCAAGCUCAUGCUCAGGGGUUACACUGUCAAGGCUCUAGUGAGGAAGGCGGAUGAGGAAGUGGUGAACAUGCUUCCAAGGUCAGUAGAGGUUGUGACUGGGGAUGUGGGUGAUCCUUUGACAGUCAAGGCUGCUGUGGAAGGUUGUAACAAAAUAAUCUAUUGUGCUACUGCUCGUUCUACCAUCACUGGGGAUCUCUUCAGAGUUGAUCACCGAGGGGUUUACAACCUCACCAAAGCAUUUCAGGACUACAACAAUCAACUCGCACAACUGCGAGCAGGAAAAAGCAGCAAAAGCAAGCUUCUGCUUGCAAAGUUUAAAUCUGCAGAUGCAUUGAGUGGGUGGGAAGUUCGUCAGGGAACGUACUUCCAGGAUGUAGUUGCUGCUAAGUAUGAUGGAGGAAUGGAUGCUAAAUUUGAGUAUACUGAGACUGGAGAGGCUGUCUUCUCAGGAUAUGUUUUCACCAGAGGAGGUUAUGUUGAACUGUCAAAAAAGCUUGCACUUCCUUUGGGCCGCACUCUUGACAGGUAUGAGGGCCUUGUUCUCUCUGUCGGUGGAAAUGGAAGAUCUUAUAUUUUAAUUCUUGAAGCUGGUCCUUCAGCAGACACAACUCAAAGCAAAUUGUAUUUUGCAAGAUUUAGUACGAAAGCAGGAUUUUGUAGGGUGAGAGUACCAUUUUCAUCGUUCCGCCCAGUGAAGCCAGAUGAUCCACCAUUAGACCCAUUCCUUGUACAUACAUUGACCAUACGAUUUGAGCCCAGAAGACAGAGACCCAUUGAAGGACCUAUGGGAAUGAAGCAAGACCCGAGAAGCUUUAAGCUUAUAUUUGAAUAUAUAAAAGCCACGCCUACUGGGCAAGAAACAGACUUUAUCUUAGUUUCAUGUACAGGAUUAGGAAUAGAACCUACCAGAAGGGAGCAGGUUCUUAAAGCUAAGAGGGCUGGGGAAGAUUCAUUGAGAAGAUCAGGCCUUGGGUACACAAUCAUUCGUCCUGGUCCACUAAAGGAGGAACCUGGUGGUCAGCGUGCGCUCAUAUUUGAUCAAGGAAACAGAAUUUCUCAGGGCAUCAGCUGUGCUGACGUGGCUGAUAUUUGUGUGAAGGCACUACAUGAUUCAACCGCAAGAAACAAGAGCUUUGAUGUAUGUUAUGAAUAUGUUGCUGAGCAAGGGAGGGAGCUCUAUGAGCUGGUAGCUCAUUUGCCUGAUAAAGCCAAUAAUUAUUUGACACCAGCACUAUCAGCGUUGGAGAAGAACACUUGAUCAUCCUUUUGGUCCCUUUGUUUGAUAUUAAUUUGGUUCUUAAAUAUCUCUUUAUAUUUUUCUAACUAUUGGAUUAGAUGAUGAUAACAGCAACAACUUUCAACAAACUACUCAAGGAUAAGUGUACAGCAGAGGAUGUCUGAUGUUGAAGUCAUUUGUAUUUUGAAUUACUUGUAUCUAUCUUGUAAAUGUGAUAAGCUUAAUACAAUUAUUAAUACAAAUACUGCACUAUGUAUUCGGUAGGCAGAAUCACAUCCAAAUAGUGUUUGAUUAUAUGGUAUCAGAGAUUUUGUAGACUAAUGUCUACCUCCUCCA